GAAACGCGUUGGCUAAAUCAAUAUAUAUUUAAAAUCCCAGACACGUGUUUUUACUUUUAUUAUAUAAUAUUCACAAUCUGGAUUAUUACAUUUUACUUAUAUAACUAUAGAUCUAUAUAACGGAUUGUGCAGCGUGUUCAUGGGACCGAAGAGAGCAAAACUUGAAGAAUUGUCUGAUUCGUCGGAUUGCUCGAAAUCAAACUCGAAUGAGGAAGUCAUGGAGGAGGAUAAUAGAUAUUUCUUAAAAUCAAUAGACGAUAAACUGUCGCUGAUAUUGACCGCAAUUAACGAUUUGAGCGCGGCAAUUGCAAAAAUAAUAAUACUGCCAUUAGGAAAGAUGACAUUGUCGCUGACAUAAAAUCAGCUGUACAUGAAAUUUCUCAAAAUAUACCGAAGCCCGAAAUAUCCGUGAACCACGAAAAUAACGAGGAAAACAAUAACAUAUUUGAAAGAGAAGCACUAAAAAUAAAAAUGGAAAUAUAAAAUAUAUGGCACAACAAAAUGGAAAUACGAAAAAGUACGUACUGGUCCAUGAUAAAAAAUAAAGGCCAUUUUGAAAAAUAUUCUAAAUGGUUAAGAUUAACUCCAAUGGUAAUACCAAAACAUUUACAGAAAAAAGAAAUACCAAAUGAAAAUAUCGAUCAGAAAUCAGUUAGAGAAACGGCCGUUUUGAAUGGCUUCAAUAUCCAAACAGAAUUGCAGUCAUUACGUGCUUCUUCAAACUGUGAGAAAUUCAAGCGCAUCGACGAAGAAAUAUUCAAAUUGAUACAUUCAAAAUGCAACGGAAGAACAGCACGGACACUGGUAGAACUUUGGAAAACGGAAACGCAACGAAAUGAAGAAAUUUCACAUAAAAGAUGAGGAAACAAUGAAAAAUGGCUUUCAAAAUACGAAGAAGAAUUCAUAAAGGAACAUGAAAAUAAAAAUCCAUUCUUUAAAAAACAAGACUUCGUAAACAAAAAUCAACCCUCUUCAUAUGCGGAUGCUGUCCGAAAAAAUACCACCAACUACCAAAAUCUGAAAUCAACAUACAACUACAACAGUCAAAAAAGAAACACCAAUAAACAACAUUCGCAAAGAAGAAAUCUGCAACAAAAUCAAACAAGCUGUUUACAAAAUAUAGAUGUGGAAAGUAUUGUAAGAGAAGUUCUUUUAAAAAUUAAUAAUACCAACAUCGAAUUACAUAACAAUUUCCAAAGAAACAAUUCCACUUCAAACAGAAGCAAUAUAAGAGAUAACACAAGGUCUUCAUACAGAAGAAACUAUAGAAACAACAACAAUACGAGCGACGACAUAUUGCAAGAUAACGACGACAAACCAAGCGAAUUUAACGUUGAUUUUUUAGAAGGAGGCAGGGAGUGGAGCAGUCCGACAUAGAAACUGUAGGUAACCUAGCUGAAAAUUCAAAAUUAUUUACAAAAAUUUACAAUUUUUCAAAAAGAUCAUUAUCUCAAACUGAAAUUGACGUCUUAUUGAGGGGUUUUAAAUUUACACCAACACCUAAAUAUAAAAAUGAUUCUUAUGAUUAAUUAAAAGAUGUGGAUGAUUUUCAUAGAUCACUAAGGCUUAAAGAGUUUUUUAAUAAUAGUGAUCAUAAUAAUACAAUCAAUUCUAUUGUAAAAAAUCAAACGUCCUUUUAUCCACCUAAACAUAGAAAUAAUACACUAGACCAUUAUAUAAAUGUUACUCGAACACUUUGCCUUCAACAUUCUCAAAUGGAAAAUGACACUAAACAUAACAUAUCAUUAAAAGAAAGAAAAGCUAUAGAUUUAUUAGCAGAAGACAAAUCCAUAACUAUUAAAGAAGCAGAUAAGGGUGGCGGAAUUGUUAUAAUGAAUACAGACUUUUAUAGAAGAAAAUUAUUAGCAAUGUUAAAUGACGUUGAAUAUUAUAAACAAAUCCCUGAUAAUGGUAGUCAAAUAACACUUUCAAAAAUACGCAAUUUACUAAAGGAAAAUAAUAAACUAACUAAACAGGAAAAUGAUUUCUUAGUAAAAUUCGAAUGGGAAACAAGCCUAUUUUAUGGUCUUCCAAAAAUUCAUAAAAGUAAAAUCAUUCAGGAUGCAAUUAAACAUAGCAAUUCAGAAUAAAUAGAGUUAAUGGAUCCAGACGAUUAAAACUUUCGCCCAAUAGUCGCUGGAGCUAACUGUGAAACAAGUCGUUUAAGUUCUUUAUUGGAUAUCUUGUUAAAACCGUUUGUAAAAUAUGUCAAUAGUAAUAUAACAAAUAACAUAGAUUUCCUAAAACAUAUACCUUCACAAGUUCCAGAGUCAAGUACAUUAGUAUCAUUUGAUGUAAUUAAUUUAUAUUCUAAUAUACCGCAUACUCUUGGUUUAGAAGCUAUUGAUUAUUGGCUUCAAAAAUAUCCAGAUUCGGUUAAUGAAAGGUUUUCGCAACGGUUUAUAAAAGAAGGCAUAAAAAUAAUACUUGAAAAUAAUAACUUCAAUUUUGAUGACAAGUACUACAACCAAUCUAAAGGGACUGCAAUGGGUACUAAAUUCGCGCCAACAUACGCUACAUUGGUAGUGGGAUUUUUAGAACAAAAACUAUAUGCAAGAAUUGGAUCAAUUUAUAAUGAUGAAUUUCUUUCUUUUAUAAAAAAUAUUUUGGAAAAGAUUUCUAGACGAUUGCUUUAUUUUCUGGACAAAAUUUCCCCGUGAACUUCAAAACUUUUAUACUGUUUUAAACAACUUACAUUCGGAUAUCAAGUUUACAAUGCAAACAAGCACACUCGAGUUACCAUUUCUUGAUAUAUUGAUUAUAAAAAACAAUACUGAAAUUAAUACUGAUAUAUAUUACAAAGAAACUGAUUCUAAACAAUAUCUUAAUUUUACCUCGUGUCAUAAUAAACACACAAAGAUAAAUAUUCCUUUCACUUUAGCGAAACGGAUCUGCACCAUAGUUUCGAAUGAUAAACUUAAACUAAAACGUUUAAAUGAACUUAAGCAUUCCCUUAUUCAAAGAAAAUAUCCAUAAUCUAUUAUAAAUACAGGUAUUAAAAAAGCACUUUCCAUCCCUAAACAUGAAUUACUUUCAAAAUCAACACAAAAAGAGAAGAGUAAUAUAAUUCCAUUUAUUUCAACACAAAAUCCAAAAAAUAAAGAACUGUUUGGCGUAUUAAAAAACAACAUUGACAUUUUACAAACAGACCCGGUUAUGAAUAAAAUAAUUUCAAAUCAGAAGAUAAUAAAAUGUAAACGACAGCCACCUAAUUUAAAACGUCUGUUAACCAAAUCUUACUUUUCAUCUCAAGAACCAAGAGUAUCCAAAUGUAAUGACCCUAGAUGCGCCCUGUGUGGUUAUAUUAUUGAAGGGAAUUCUUUUGAUUUUAAUGGCAAAAUGUUCAAAAUAAAAACUAAUAUGUCAUGUGAUAUACAAAAUGUGAUUUAUGUAUUAGUAUGCAAUGGAUGCAAACAAUAUUAUAUAGGCCAAGCUGGCGAUAAACUUAGAAAUAGGCGAUCUGUCCAUGAACAACAAAUGCGAGACCCCUCAACAAGACAGAUGCCUUUAAGUAAACAUUUCGAUGAAUGUUCACAUAAUGAACCAACAUUUAUAAUAUUUCCAUUUUAUAAGCUAUUUUCGAACAAUAUUUCAGCUAGGUUAGCAAAAGAACAACAUUUUAUACAUGUAUUUAAACCCAAAUUAAAUUUCAUUUAAUAUUUAUUGACGUUAUGACGUCAUAAUUGAUAUGACGUUAUCUCCAUGACAUUUUGACGUUGUAAUAUAUUGUAUUAUGCCAUGAUGAGCUAUGCGAAACGCGUUGGCUAAAUCAAUAUAUAUUUAAAAUCCCAGACACGUGUUUUUACUUUUAUUAUAUAAUAUUCCCAAUCUGGAUUAUUACAUUUUACUUAUAUAACUAUAUAUAACGGAUUGUGCAGCGUGUUCAUGGGACCGAAGAGAGCAAAACUUGAAGAAUUGUCUGAUUCGUCGGAUUGCUCGAAAUCAAACUCGAAUGAGGAAGUCAUGGAGGAGGAUAAUAGAUAUUUCUUAAAAUCAAUAGACGAUAAACUGUCGCUGAUACCGACCGCAAUUAACGAUUUGAGCGCGGCAAUUGCAAAAAUAAUAAUACUGCCAUUAGGAAAGAUGACAUUGUCGCUGACAUAAAAUCAGCUGUACAUGAAAUUUCUCAAAAUAUACCGAAGCCCGAAAUAUCCGUGAACCACGAAAAUAACGAGGAAAACAAUAACAUAUUUGAAAGAGAAGCACUAAAAAUAAAAAUGGAAAUAUAAAAUAUAUGGCACAACAAAAUGGAAAUACGAAAAAGUACGUACUGGUCCAUGAUAAAAAAUAAAGGCCAUUUUGAAAAAUAUUCUAAAUGGUUAAGAUCAACUCCAUUGAUAAUACCAAAACAUUUACAGAAAAAAGAAAUACCAAAUGAAAAUAUCGAUCAGAAAUCAGUUAGAGAAAGGGCCGUAUUGAAUGACUUCAAUAUCCAAACAGAAUUGCAGUCAUUACGUGCUUCUUCAAACUGUGAGAAAUUCAAGCGCAUCGACGAAGAAAUAUUCAAAUUGAUACAUUCAAAAUGCAACGGAAGAACAGCACGGACACUGGUAGAACUUUGGAAAACGGAAACGCAACGAAAUGAAGAAAUUUCACAUAACAGAUGGGGAAACAAUGAAAAAUGGCUUUCAAAAUACGAAGAAGAAUUCAUAAAGGAACAUGAAAAUAAAAAUCCAUUCUUUAAAAAACAAGACUUCGUAAACAAAAAUCAACCCUCUUCAUAUGCGGAUGCUGUCCGAAAAAAUACCACCAACUACCAAAAUCUGAAAACAACAUACAACUACAACAGUCAAGAAAGAAACACCAAUAAACAACAUUCGCAAAGAAGAAAUCUGCAACAAAAUCAAACAAGCUGUUUACAAAAUAUAGAUGUGGGAAGUAUUGUAAGAGAAGUUCUUUUAAAAAUUAAUAAUACCAACAUCGAAUUACAUAACAAUUUCCAAAGAAACAAUUCCAAUUCGAACAGAAGCAAUAUAAGAGAUAACACAAGGUCAUCAUACAGAAGAAACUAUAGAAACAACAACAAUACGAGCGACGACAUAUUGCAAGAUAACGACGACAAACCAAGCGAAUUUAACGUUCAUUUUUUAGAAGGAGGCAGGGAGUGGAGCAGUCCGACAUAGAAACUAAACACCACUUGUAAGAGAAAAAAUAACCCUCUGUUUCAAUCCUGAGGAAUGGAAAGAAAUUUCUGUCCACAAAACGAAAUACGAGUCACUUAAGGGCCACAUUCCAUUAAUCACCAAAAAAAUGAAGGAAUACAAUCCAUAUUGUGUCCUUAGGUUUGGUCACAACAGGGUAAGAAAAAAAGGAAGUAGAAAAACACACACCAGUUAUUUCACCGGGAAAGCCGAGUGUAAAUUUCGUGGGUGCACAAAAUACAGUUUUUGUAUAAUAAAAGAUCCAAAAGCCGGCAAAAGGGUGAAAAUGAAAGUAAGAGUGUCAGGCAAAAUCGCCCAUCCAGAAGAUGUCAUCCAUGGGAGACACAUUGGUGGAGAACAGAGGAAUAACUUGAAAGAGAUUCUGAAAAAGAAAGGACCAGCAGAAACUUUCUAUGACAAUAUUGGAAACGCUGAUCGUGUGUCACUCGCAAACGGAAAUUUUAACUAUGUUCCCAGCAAAACAGCCUUGCGAAUGAUGCUGCAAAAAGUUAUUAAUAGUGAAAUCCUUGAUAGGGACGUAUUCAGAGAAGUAGAUGUGAUAAAUGACACCUCAGAACAGAUGAUGCCUGCAGGAUAUGUUCAAUACUUUGCUAAAAAACCAUUGAACAUAAUUCUUUUUACAAAUACGCAAAUAAAAAUGUAUACAAAGGCUGUGAAAUCUGGAAAUCUCCAUCUGUAUUUGGAUGCUACCGGAUCGGUCAUUGACAAGGUUCCUUACCAGCGAACGCGUUUGCUGUAUUACGCGAUUGUAAUCGAGGGAGCAGGAAACAACCCUCCCAUUCCAGUGGCCGAAUUCAUAUCGUACAGACAUAUUGUGUCAGACAUCUCUAACUUUUUGAGUAGAUUUCAAUAUGCGGCUCAGAAAGUGUCCCAAAAAUACAACAAUCCAAAAAUAGUUGAAGUAGACUUUAGUUGGGCGCUUAUUCAUUCAGUUUGUCAAACUUUUAACAGAUUUUCCACUAAUAUCUACAUGGAAAAGGUCUGGGAAGGAAGUCACACACCAAUGUGUACGGUUCACAUCUGUUCUGCGCACCUGCUUCAUGCAGCAAAGACAUUUGUGAAAACGAAACCAAAAUAUCUGAAGCCGCUACUAAUGGGAUCGUUGGCGCGUUUAAUACAAUGCAAGACAGUCAACGAGAUUGGACUCAAUAUUCAUGGUCAUGUGCAAAGUGCUUUUGAGUAAAUCCCCUCCAAUAAAGCAGACACUAGAUAUGUUUACAGGUACAGCCCAAGGCACAAUUCCUGAGUUAGCCUUGACCACUGAGGCAGAUGAAGCGGAACGCCCAGAGGAAGACGAAGCCCCUGUAACCACAGGUUGUCUAAAGACCACUCCUUUCCUGCAAUAUUGAAGCUAGCAUUUUUAUAUUUGAAAUGCAUGUGUAUCUCAUGGAGCUGCACAUUUUGAGUGGUAAAGGGUCAAGGUCAUCCUACAAGGUCAAACGUCAUAUAGGGGGACAUUGUGUUUCACAAACACAUCUUGUUCAUAAACAGUUUAACAUCAAGUGAGACAGCAAAUACUAUUUGGUAUAGUCAAACGCAUGGUAUAUGUCAAAAAUAUACUAACCCUUUUUAUUAAUAAUAACGAUCUCUAUUUAUGAAAUAUUAAGUUUAAAUCAGGUACAUCAAUUUAUUUAGGUUAUGGAUGGGUUUCUGCAUGCCUCCAUCAACGGCAGAUUGGAUGUGUUUCACAUCAACUCAAAUAAUAUGACUGCCACAAUGGAUUAUAAAGUAGGUCAACAAGGAACGCUUUGGAAGGUCAACCUGAUGUCCUACAAUGCCUUGAUUGGUGUCUAUAACGAGAACGGAAACCAUUGGGUGUUGCUUCAUUUUCCUGAAGACCAGAGGAUUACAAGCGGACAGGACGAAGGACGUAGAAGUUCCAUAAGGUCAUGCAAAUCAAGAUGAUUCAGUAUCAUGUGGAUUCUAUGCCCUAAAGUUUGCUGAAACUUCCUAAACUGUGAAAGUUUCAAGUUCACGGAGGGAUAUUGACCUAGUACGAAGGUCACUAGUGGCUAACCCAACAAAACCAGAAGAAGAAAUUUGGUCCGAUGUUGUUGCUGUGAAGAACAAGACAUAGAAAUAUGCAUUAUUGAUGAAGAGCAGAAAAAAUAUGUUACAGCAGGAAGUCAGACUUUGUCACAUCUCGUUCGGACGCUGGAAAUAUGAGCAAUGGUGAAGCCCUUGAUGAAGACAAAACAGAAAUGUGCAACCUAAAUGAACAGGAAACACAAACAGGUAGCGAGACAUCGUCAAAAGUAAUCACUUUGUCAGAUGGAAAUACAACCCAUAUCAAGACAAGAAAAGCAGUUAGCAAGACCUCUUCAGAAGCACCUCGAUUGUCACGUGGCAAUAAGAGACGUAACAACACGAGAAGAUUCCUGUGCUGUGCAGAUACACACUGAAUUGGGUGAACCGGAAUAAUAUUAUUAUACAAAUUUUAUGUUUAUUUUUUCUUUCUUUUCAUGAUACAGUUAUGAUGUUUGUCCUGCAUUUUCUUCGAUUUAGAGUAUAAUUCUGUCGAAGGUGUAUUAAUAACUAUAUUUUAGAACUUAUGUAAACAGUAUGUUGAUUCGAAUUCCAAAAAUGUGUUUCAUUAUAUUUAGACAUGAAAUCAUGUGUAAGUUUACAUUCCAGAAUUGUUUCCUGCAAAAUACAAAUGUGUAAAAAAUUGUAUGUGUUUGAUUUAAAAUGAGAGGUUACUUGACAACAGUCUGGGGAGAUAUAUUUUUAUGCCCCCUUUAAAAAAAAAGGGGGGGGGGUAUAUUGUUUUUGGCCUGUCGGUCUGUCAUUGUGUGCGUCUGUCUUUGUUUCCCAAAACUUUAACCUAGGUUACAGUUUUGUGAUAACUUUUGCAAUAUUGAUCAUAGCAACUUGAUAUUUGGCAUGCAUGUGUAUCUCAUGGCGCUGCACAUUUUGAGUGGUGAAAAGUCGAUGUCAAGGUUAUCCUUCAAGGUCAAAGUUCAAAUAGGGGGCAUUGUGUUUCUGACAAACACAUCUCUUGUUAAUACUACAUUUAAACAUGUACAUUUGAGCUUAAAUAAUCAUGAUAAGUCAUUCCAGCUUCAGAUCUGUAGCACUUAAUGUUUGUACUGUGUACACAUUUUUUGUUAUUAAAAGAAAUGAUUGCUUGUA
Dreissena polymorpha is the source of this 8294-nucleotide messenger RNA. RefSeq lists its product as uncharacterized. The record is from RefSeq and is a predicted model, not a curated record. Bases 5251 to 6345 code for a protein of 364 amino acids. NCBI's taxonomy places the organism in Eukaryota, Metazoa, Mollusca, Bivalvia, Myida, Dreissenidae. The transcript has 9 exons.